AAGUAAUUGACCGUGUCAGGAAGGUAGGCGUGCCAAGCCGCGGCUCUGCGGAGAAACCACCACCACCCCGGCGGCCAGAAACCCAACGCGCUCCAGAGCGUCCCCGGGUGGCCGGGCAGCACCAGGGACAGCGCCCGAGACUCCACUGGGGACAGGCUCCUGGGCUUCCCAGCGUCGCGGGUAGAGGGACAGCUGCUCCGUGUGCCGCAGGCUCCAGAUUCUCGCCACCCUACCCCUCCCUCAGAAACUCGGACUGCUCUCGUCUGCCGUGUGGUUCUCUUUUCUUCCGAAAGGCCAGAGUCUUAUCUCUCAACUUCAAGUCCAGAGGACUUGCCCAGUCUCCUCCCCUUAAGUCAUUUCCACCAUCCUCAGGCAGCUGUGGGAAGCCGAGAGUCCUGGACUGCUCGUCCCGGUGCCAGCGCUGGCAGUCCCAGUCCGUCCGGUGCAGCAGUCCAGCGCAUUCCCCUCUCUCCCUCCCUCUUGCUCUCCCUCCCUUUCUGUCUUCCUCUCUUUCCUCCUCUACUGCUCCCUCCCUCUCUUGCCUCUUAAGUUUCCUGCACCGUGAAUCCAACUGUGCCAAGCCUUGGCUUCCGCGAACCAAUCCUGAGCGCGACCCGGGCACUGGGACGGCGACUCCGCCAAAGCUGGACGAGGCAGCUGGACCCGUCUGCGCUCGAGCAUGGAGACGGAGCGCCUGGGAGGGCACGUCCGGGGCGCUGGAGACGCCAGGCCCGAGUAGCUCCUCCAUGGAGCCUGCCCGGAGCUGUCCCUUCUCGCUGGCUUCACCCCAAGUCCUGUGCGGCUGCUGAGAGCGCUCCUUGCUCUGUAAAGUGGAUGUCAGGUGGAUCUAUGUUUUUGAAGGAACAAAGACUCAGAGAAAGCACCGCCAAGGAAGUUUGAGACGCGGGAGAAUGCAGGCUGCGUGCUGGUACGUGCUUCUCCUCCUGCAGCCCACCGUCUACUUGGUCACAUGUGCCAAUUUAACCAAUGGUGGAAAGUCAGAACUUCUGAAAUCAGGAAAUGGCAAAUCCACACUAAAGCAUAUAUGGACAGAAAGCGGCAAAGACUUGUCUAUCAGCCGACUCUUGUCACAGACUUUUCGUGGCAAAGAGAACGAUACAGAUUUGGACCUGAGAUAUGACACCCCAGAACCUUAUUCUGAGCAAGACCUCUGGGACUGGCUGAGGAACUCCACAGACCUUCAAGAGCCUCGACCCAGGGCCAAGAGAAGGCCCAUUGUUAAAACGGGCAAGUUUAAGAAAAUGUUUGGAUGGGGCGAUUUUCAUUCCAACAUCAAAACAGUGAAGCUGAACCUGUUGAUAACUGGGAAAAUUGUAGAUCACGGCAAUGGAACAUUUAGUGUUUAUUUCAGGCAUAAUUCAACUGGUCAAGGGAAUGUAUCUGUCAGCUUGGUACCCCCUACAAAAAUCGUGGAAUUUGACUUGGCACAACAAACUGUGAUUGAUGCCAAAGAUUCCAAGUCUUUCAAUUGUCGCAUUGAAUAUGAAAAGGUUGACAAGGCUACCAAGAACACACUCUGCAAUUAUGACCCUUCAAAAACCUGUUACCAGGAGCAGACCCAAAGUCAUGUAUCCUGGCUCUGCUCCAAGCCCUUUAAGGUGAUCUGUAUUUACAUUUCCUUUUAUAGUACAGAUUAUAAACUGGUACAGAAAGUGUGCCCUGACUACAACUACCACAGUGACACACCUUACUUCCCCUCGGGAUGAAGGUGAACAUGGGGGUGAGACUAAAGCCUGAGGAAUUAAAGGUCAUAUGACAGGGCUGAUACCUCAAAGAAGAAGGUCACAUCUGUUGCCUGGAAUGUGUCUACACUGCUGCUCUUGUCAACUGGCUGCAAAUACACUAGUGGAAAACAAUCUGAUGUAAUUUCUGCCCAGUCAGCUUCAUCCCUCAGUAUAAUUGUAAAUCAUCACAGGUUUUGAAGUCACACCUGAAGACAUGCUCUCACAUAUAGAGGUACACAAACACAUUGUCAUGCACAUUUCAGCUUGCAUCUAUCGUGAUUCCUGUUGAGAGGGCUUUCAUUGUCUGACUCAUAAUGGUUCAGGGAUCAACUAUCAUCAAACAGAAGGAUUAACUAGACGGAGAAUGUUUCUAACACUUGCUGUUAUGGAAAUCUCUUUUAAAGUCUUGAGUACAUGCUAAUCAAUAAUCCCCACUCAUGCAUUCCUACUGCUUGGAGUAGCUGUACUGGUAAAUACUACUGUAGGAGUAUCUGCUUGUUAAAAUGGAAAAAUGUGUCUUUAGAGCUCAGUAUUCUUUAUUUUACAAACACAACAAAAUAUAGUAACUUUUUUCCAGCAUACAGUAGGCACAUUCAAGGUGGUCCAAGAUGGCUCUUUUUUUCUAUGAAAGGGGCCUGUUCUCAGUAAAGAUGAGCAAACAUUUGGAAUUUACAUGUGGGCAGACAUUGGUAUAACAACUUUCAUCACCAAUCAUUGGACUUUUGUGAAGUUGAGACCAGCUAAAGCUGCUUAAAAUAAGUUCUGAUCAUUAUAUAAGAAGGGAAAUGCCUGGCAGACACCAUGUAAGUUAUAAGUGUCUGUCUUAUCUUUACUACACAUAUUGUAACAAAUUCAAUAUCCUAGUCUUCAUUUGUAUGAAUGGUUUGUAUUGUACAUAGUUUAACCAAGUGUUAUUUGAGCUGCUUAUUAAUAUUAACUUGUACUUGUCUCUCUGCUUGUUAUUGGUUAAGAAAAAAGGAUAUGAGGAAUUCAUUUUAUCAAUGUAGCUGUGAACUCCAUUAAAAAGACAAACUUAAUGUACAGAGCAUUUAUUCAGAUCAAGUAUUGUUGAAAGCUAUACAUAUACAACAUUACAGUCUGUCUGUAUUUAGAUAUUUUAUUUCUGGACAAAAUGAAAUGUACAUAAAAAUAAAACACUUAAAGUUGAGUUUCAAUA
Molecule: messenger RNA, 2922 nt
Organism: Rhinopithecus roxellana (golden snub-nosed monkey)
Lineage: Eukaryota; Metazoa; Chordata; Mammalia; Primates; Cercopithecidae
Gene: NXPH1
Product: neurexophilin 1
Exons: 3
Coding region: 912-1727 (271 amino acids)
Molecular function (GO): signaling receptor binding
Source: RefSeq, a predicted model, not a curated record